AUGCGCAAGCCAACAAUUGUCUUCAUACACGGUGCAUGGCACAAUUACAAAUGUUGGAAUGGAGUGGCAGAGGUACUGCGUGCUGAUGGGAUUGAGUCUGUAUCGCUGUCAUUACUAAGCGUAGGCAUUCGCGAUACGCCUCUCGGCUCUCACAUUGAGGAUAGCCAAGCUCUCCAUGAAAAGAUCAAGGACAUUGUCGAGGAAGGGAAGGAUGUCAUUAUCGUCAUGCAUUCCUACGGCGGACUGGCUGGUAGUGAUGCCAUCGAAGGUCUUGUCAAAAAUGGCGAGAAUGGCAGUACUCAAGGCGGCGUCGUUGCAGCCAUAUACGUUAGUGCUUUUAUCGCACCGAAAGGCGAAAAUCUCCUUGGGGUCUUUCCCUCACCGCCCCCAUAUCUCAAGCCAAACGAAGAGAAUGAGGCAUACCUAGACAUUAUCGAUCCACAUAACACAUUUUACAAUGAUGUGUCACCAGAGAAGUCAAAGACGUGGACUGACGCCAUGAAACCUCACACUGCAGCCACCUUUGCGUCCAAUGCUCAAUACUCUCCAUGGGAGGAGGUGCCAUGCACCUACGUCAUGUGUACCAAAGACCAGGGCGUAUAUCCUGAGCUCCAAGAACAGAUGUUCAGUGCUGCGCAGAACGGAGCUAAGCACCCAUGGAGUCUCAUCAAACUGGACAGUAGCCAUAGCGCAUGGCUGAGUCGGAAGAACACGUUGGCCGGAAUCAUCAAGGAUGUCGUAGACAACCUAACCAUAACACAACUGUAA
Molecule: messenger RNA, 768 nt
Organism: Pseudovirgaria hyperparasitica
Lineage: Eukaryota; Fungi; Ascomycota; Dothideomycetes; Acrospermales; Acrospermaceae
Product: alpha/beta-hydrolase
Exons: 2
Coding region: 1-768 (255 amino acids)
Source: RefSeq, a predicted model, not a curated record